CGGCACAAUCCGUUUUACGGGUUCAUCCUGCGAUAUUCAUAUCUGUGUCACACUGCAUUUCUCUGCAGAUAAUCCCUGGUGACUGAUUCUGGUUAUAAGUCAUAGAUUUAUUCUCAGCUAUAUCAAUGGCAUUCUUCAAGAAAAUCUUUAAGAAGGUCACAGAUGAUGAAUCAGACCAGGAUUUGGACUUGUUUGUUAAAACCCCUGUGAAGCCUCCAUACUAUGGAACAGUCACCCCAGAACCCCACUUCAGUGCCAUCAGAGAUGCAGCGGCACUACAGAAAGCCAUCAAGGCCAAAGGUGUAGAUGAGGCCGCCAUCAUAGACCUGCUGGUGAAGAGGAGCAAUGACCAAAGACAGCAAAUCAAAGCUGCCUAUCAGCUGGACACUGGAAAGCCUCUGGAGGGUGUUUUGAAAUCGGCCUUGAAGUCAGACUUUGAGAAUGUAGUUCUGUCACUGCUCAUGAGCCCCGCCCACCAUGAUGCCCACGAACUCAAAGAGGCCAUGAAGGGUUUGGGGACUAAAGAGCAUGUCUUGAGUGAGAUUCUGAUCUCCAGAUCAAACAGACAAAUCAAUGAAAUUAAAAAGGUCUUCAAGGAAGUUUAUGAUGAGGAUCUGGAGGAAGACAUUAGAAAUGACACCAGUGGAGAUUUUAUGACAACUCUACUUGCCCUCUGUAAGGCAGAUCGUAAUGAACAGCAUUAUAUUGAUGACAGCCUUGCCAACAAAGAUGCAAAGGCUCUGUAUGCGGCAGGAGAGAAGCGGAAAGGAACGGACAUCGCUGUCUUCAUCGACAUCUUCACCUCCAGGAGCGGACCUCAGCUCUGCAAGGUGAUGAAGCUGUAUUCCCAGUACAGUGAGGAGGGUUUGGCUGAUGCAGUCAUGAAUGAGCUGAAGGGAGAUACAGAGGACUGUUUCAUGGCAUUAGUGAAGUGUGCCUGGAACCCAGCUACCUACUUUGCUGAAAAGCUUCACUUGGCAAUGAAGGGCUUUGGGAAUGACAGUGACACCAUUACUAGAAUCAUUGUGAGUCGUUCAGAGGUGGACCUGAAGAAUAUCCUAAAGGAGUACAAGAGGCUGCAUCAGAGGACCCUACAAGAGGACAUUCUGGCUGAGACUAAAGGGGACUUUGAGAAGAUUCUCCUGGCACUGUGUGGAGACAACUGAGCUCCCAACCCUCCACUCUGUCCACAGGAUGUCAAAGUAUGGGCCUACUAUCUACUAAGUCUGCCCUCCAGUCUGUCAGAAGAGUCCAUCCUCUAGGUUGUUCAUGUUACUGUCCAUAUCCAAGUCAUAUUUUGAGAUAUCAGUUUGGGGAUGCAUCAUGGAGAGAGCUGUGUAACAAUUUAUAGAAUUAACAGCUAAUAAUAUAAAAUAAAUUAUUUAUUCAUUACAGUGUUUUCUAUGUAGUAGAAUGUAGCGUUUUCUAUGUAGUAGAUUUCUGUUAAACUAACUGUAUUUGUCAUCACUUUUGUGUAUAAAAUUUAUAAAGGAGUCAGUGCAAUUUAAAUAAACCAAAUACUGUGUUUAAUAAUAACUGAAAACUAUUAAAAAUACUAAAAAAUA
This is a messenger RNA of Alosa alosa (allis shad), 1565 nucleotides long. RefSeq names its product annexin A1-like. NCBI's taxonomy places the organism in Eukaryota, Metazoa, Chordata, Actinopteri, Clupeiformes, Clupeidae. Bases 126 to 1166 code for a protein of 346 amino acids. Gene Ontology annotation, cellular component: plasma membrane; cytoplasm. Gene Ontology annotation, biological process: response to X-ray; hepatocyte differentiation; inflammatory response. The record is from RefSeq and is a predicted model, not a curated record. The transcript is spliced from 13 exons. Gene Ontology annotation, molecular function: phospholipase A2 inhibitor activity; cadherin binding involved in cell-cell adhesion; calcium ion binding.